AUGGAUUACCAAAACCGUGCAGGUGCCAACAAGGGUGGUGGCGGUGUGGCCGGCUCGUCCGAGUCGGCGAUUGACCGUCGUGAGCGUCUCCGCAAGCUGGCAAUGGAGACGAUCGACCUGGCCAAGGACCCCUACAUCCUCCGCACGCACCUGGGCACCCUCGAGUGUCGUCUCUGCCUGACGCUGCACGUCAACGAGGGCUCGUACCUCGCCCACACGCAGGGCAAGAAGCACCAGACCAACCUCGCGCGUCGUGCAGCAAGGGAUAACCACGAUGCCAUCCUUGCCGCGCCGCCACCGCCGGCGACGACGGUGCGCAAAAAGGUCUUUGUCAAGAUUGGACGACCGGGUUACAAGAUUGUCAAGAUUCGCGAGCCGGUGACCCAGCGCCUGGGUUUGCUGUUUACCAUCUCCUUGCCCGAAAUCAAGGACGGCGAGCGGCCCCGGAGGCGCUUCAUGUCGGCGUUUGAGCAGAAGCGCGAGAUUCCCAACCGCGCGAUUCAGUACAUGGUGAUUGCGGCCGAGCCGUACGAGACGAUCUCGUUUGCCAUUCCAGCAAAAGACAUGGCCGACGAGGAGGAGGACCCAGACUCUGUAUGGGAGCACUGGGACGCAGACGACAAGGUGUACAGCUGCCAGCUGCUGUUCAAGUAG
Apiotrichum porosum is the source of this 654-nucleotide messenger RNA. RefSeq lists its product as uncharacterized. Gene Ontology annotation, molecular function: nucleic acid binding; zinc ion binding. Lineage: Eukaryota; Fungi; Basidiomycota; Tremellomycetes; Trichosporonales; Trichosporonaceae. Gene Ontology annotation, biological process: spliceosomal complex assembly. Gene Ontology annotation, cellular component: U2-type prespliceosome; U2 snRNP; catalytic step 2 spliceosome. The transcript is spliced from 4 exons. The record is from RefSeq and is a predicted model, not a curated record. Bases 1 to 654 code for a protein of 217 amino acids.